ACUGAUAAGUAACAUGAUAAUCGAUAGUAAGCAAGAUCACACCACCUUGUGAAUCUCUCGCUGGCACACAUUUAUCAGGUUUUGUUUUCUUACAACGAGCACUCAUAUCCAAAUCAUCCUUCUUAACUACCUAACUCUUGACAAUGUCUGGCCCAUCUCCAAAGAUCUCCGUUGGCGACACACUCCCAUCUGGGAAGUUUGCAUAUGUUCCUUUUACACCUGCUCUCGCAGAUAGCGCCGCCUGUGGAAUCCCCACGACGCUCUCGACGGACGAGUGGAAAGGCAAGAAGGUCGUGUUGUUCUCCGUCCCUGGUGCUUUCACGCCAACCUGCCACAUUAACCAUCUCCCGCCUUAUCUCGCCAAGUACGAUGAAUUCAAAGCCAAAGGCGUUGAUGUCAUUGCUGUCGUUGCUGCCAACGAUGCUUUCGUUAUGAGUGCCUGGGGCAGGAUUGAGGGUUGCAAUGAGAAGAUCCUUACUCUCUCCGACCCCAACACCGCUUUCUCUGCCUCCCUAGGCCUCACCGUCGACCUCUCCGCCGUAGGCUUCGGAACUCGCACGGCGCGCUAUGCACUGAUCAUCGACGAUUUGGUGGUCAAGUACGUCGAGGUUGAGCCUGGACGCGAAGUCAGUGUCUCAGGAGCCGAUGCAGUCCUUGCCAGGCUGUAAGCUAUGAGCUAAACGCUCAGUCUAUGGUCUACGUUAUUGUAUAUUUUAUCGAUGCUUCUAAGAGAAUCGUGAAUUGUAAACUAGAGCAUCGAAGGAUAGAGUCGAGGGCUGAAAUAACAUUUGUACAAUUGAGAGGGCCUGGAAGAUGCUUAUAUCUGCUAGAAAUAUAAGUAUGGGAAG
Serpula lacrymans var. lacrymans S7.9 is the source of this 848-nucleotide messenger RNA. RefSeq lists its product as uncharacterized. Gene Ontology annotation, cellular component: peroxisome; mitochondrion; cytoplasm. NCBI's taxonomy places the organism in Eukaryota, Fungi, Basidiomycota, Agaricomycetes, Boletales, Serpulaceae. The record is from RefSeq and is a predicted model, not a curated record. The transcript is spliced from 6 exons. The coding region runs from base 144 to 668 and encodes 174 amino acids. Gene Ontology annotation, biological process: cell redox homeostasis; hydrogen peroxide catabolic process; cellular response to oxidative stress. Gene Ontology annotation, molecular function: thioredoxin peroxidase activity.